This is a messenger RNA of Leptopilina heterotoma, 1542 nucleotides long. Its product is annotated as DNA-directed RNA polymerases I and III subunit RPAC1-like. The record is from RefSeq and is a predicted model, not a curated record. NCBI's taxonomy places the organism in Eukaryota, Metazoa, Arthropoda, Insecta, Hymenoptera, Figitidae. Gene Ontology annotation, molecular function: protein dimerization activity. Gene Ontology annotation, cellular component: RNA polymerase I complex; RNA polymerase III complex. Bases 348 to 1370 code for a protein of 340 amino acids. Gene Ontology annotation, biological process: DNA-templated transcription. The transcript has 8 exons.
UAAUGGUCAUUUUUUAUAUCGACAUUUUUACCCGGAACUAACGCUUUUUUCACUCUAAUUAUUUAAUUUAAUAAUUAUUAACUAAUUUUAUCAUUGCAAUGUUAUAUUAAACUGUCAAUUAGAUUCUGUUUAAGGUGAAACUAAAAAAUAGUUUAAUAAUAAAAGAGAUUUAUAAAGUACAAAAGGCCCUGUACUGCUGUGAAACGUCAUGGAAGAAUUGUAAACAAGUGCAAAAAAACACGUGUACUAAAAAAAAUAAAUAAAGUCAUAGGAAAUUAAACGUUCUCAAGCCGAUACUUUUUAAUUCUCUAAUAUACUAAGUUUUGGCAAUUCUAACCUUAAAAAUAAUGGCUUCAAAAUUCAAGAAAUCUCGGGAAUCGAGAAUUCAAAUGGAAGAACACGGUGUUAUUAACAAUCUUGAAGAGCCUUGGAGUUUAAGAAUUUUUAAAGAGAAUUUCAAGAUUAAAAUAGUCAAGGAAUCAGACAAUCAAAUGGAAUUAGAAUUUGAUUUAAUUGGAUGUCAAACUUCUUUGGCGAAUGCAAUUCGCAGAAUUCUUAUAAGCGAAGUGCCAUCGAUGGCAAUUGAGAAAGUUUUUAUUAUGAAUUAUAAUAGUAUAAUGCAGGAGGAAGUAUUGGCUCACAGACUUGGACUCGUUCCACUACGAGCUGAUCCUAGAUUAUUCGACUAUCCAUCAAACGAAGGAAACAAAGACGACGAAGUGAGUGAACACGAUACUUUGAGGUACGAGUUGAAAAUUUCCUGUUCGCACAAUAAACAAGCUUCUAAAGAAUCGAGAAGACUUGAAGAAAUGUACAUUAAUCACAAGGUUUACAGUAAUGAUAUAAAAUGGGUGCCAAUUGGAAAACAAUGCGAAAUUUAUCCGGGAGGCGAGGAACAAGUUGGAGUAAUUGACAAGGACAUUUUAUUAAAUGUAUUGAAUCCUGGUCAUGAAAUGCACAUUUUUAUGCAUGCGGUCAAAGGCAUCGGCAGGGAUCACGCAAAAUUUUCUCCCGUCUCAACUGCAUUUUAUCGAUUAUUGCCCAGAAUUACGUUGCUAAAAACAGUGAAAGACGAGAAGGCAGAAAAAUUGAAGAAAUGCUUCAGUCCAGGAGUUAUCGAAUUAGUGAAAACAGAAGGAGGCGGAAAAGAGGCUCAAGUGAUAAAUUCGCGAUACGACAGUUGUUCUCGUAAUGUUGAACGUCACGAGGAUUUGAAAGAUUGCGUUUCACUCGAAAGAGAACCGAAUCAUUUUAUUUUUACCAUCGAAUCUGUCGGUGCACUUCCGUCUUCAGUUCUUUUUGUCGAAGCCACAAAAAUCCUCAAAGGUAAAUGUCGAAGUUUUAUCGAACUCUUGGAUUCUAUUAGCUAGUUAAUAUUAAUUUCCCUAAUUAAGUCGUUGUGAAAAGAAUUUUACAGCGUAGGAUUGUAAUAAAUUUUCAUAGAAACCAUAAUAAAAUGAACUUAAAAUUGGUUUCUGCUCUAAUUGUAAGAUUAAUAAUAAACGAAAAAAAAAAAUAAAUUAAGUUUUUAACAAUUUUGUA